This is a messenger RNA of Loxodonta africana (African savanna elephant), 1948 nucleotides long. RefSeq names its product NIMA related kinase 11 (gene NEK11). Bases 151 to 1878 code for a protein of 575 amino acids. The record is from RefSeq and is a predicted model, not a curated record. The transcript is spliced from 16 exons. Gene Ontology annotation, molecular function: protein kinase activity; ATP binding. NCBI's taxonomy places the organism in Eukaryota, Metazoa, Chordata, Mammalia, Proboscidea, Elephantidae. Gene Ontology annotation, biological process: protein phosphorylation.
CAUUAGCAUCCAUUAAACCUGAUCUCUGGACUUUUCACUUUCAGGGUACUGAUCUCAGAGUACUGUUUGGGUGAAUUUGACCAUCUCUUAGGAGACUUGAACGUUAAGUUUCUAUAAACGAGUAAACCAGUUUCUCUCUUGUUUGAAGCAAUGCUGAAAUUCCAGGAGGCUGCUAAGUGUGUCAGUGGGUCAGCAGCUGUUUCCACUUAUCCAGAGACUUUGGUUGCCAGAAGAUACGAGCUUCUCCAGAAACUUGGCAGUGGAAGUUUUGGAACGGUCUAUCUGGUUUCAGACAAGAAAGCGAAAGAAGGAGAGGAACUAAAGGUACUGAAGGAAAUCUCUGUUGGAGACCUCAAUCCAAACGAGACUGUGCAGGCCAAUUUGGAGGCUCAGCUCCUCUCCAGGCUGCAUCACCCAGCCAUUGUGAAGUUCCAUGCGAGCUUUGUGGAGCAAGAUAAUUUCUGCAUUAUCACGGAAUACUGUGAGGGCCGAGAUCUGGACUGUAAAAUUCAAGAAUAUAAAGAAGCUGGAAAAACGUUUCCAGAAAAUCAGAUAAUAGAAUGGUUUAUCCAGCUGUUACUGGGAGUUGACUACAUGCAUGAGAGGAGGAUACUCCAUCGAGACUUGAAAUCAAAGAAUAUAUUUCUGAAAAAUAACCUACUUAAAAUUGGGGAUUUCGGAGUUUCUCGACUCCUGAUGGGACCCUGUGACCUGGCAACAACUUUAACUGGAACUCCCCAUUACAUGAGUCCGGAGGCUCUGAAGCACCAAGGCUACGAUACAAAGUCAGACAUCUGGUCACUGGCGUGCAUUUUAUAUGAGAUGUGUUGCAUGAAUCAUGCAUUCACUGGCUCCAAUUUCUUGUCUAUUGUUUUGAAAAUUGUUGAAGGCAACACGCCUUCUCUCCCUGAGAGAUAUCCAAGGGAGCUAAACGCCAUCAUGCAAAGCAUGUUGAACAAGAGUCCUUCAUUGAGACCAUCUGCUAUAGAGAUCUUAAAAGUGCCUUACAUUGAUGGACAACUGCAGCACCUGAUGUGUAAAUAUUCAGAAGCGACUCUGGAAGACAAGAAUUUGAAUUGUCAGAAGGAGGCCGCUCAUAUAAUUAAUGUCGUGAAAAAAAAGAUCCACCUCCAGACUCUGCGGGCGCUGUCUGAAGUGCAGAAAAUGACGCCGAGGGAAAGGAUGAGGCUGAGGAAGCUCCAGGCAGCUGAUGAGAAGGCCAGGAAGCUGAAAAAGCUUGUAGAAGAAAAAUAUGAAGAGAAUAACAAGCGAAUGCAAGAGCUGCGAUCUCGGAACUUUCAGCAGCCAAGUGUUGAUAUACUCCAUGCAAAAAAGCAUUUAAUAGGGACAGAAGAAAAGGAGGUGCGAUCUGAGGGAAGGCUUUCUUGUUUCCCCCAGGAGGAGGCUGGAGACAGGAGGCCAGGCAGGGAAGAGGAAUCUGAUGAACCAACUUCAGAGAACCUGCCUGAGUCUCAGCUCAUUCCUUCCCUGAACCUCAUGAAACUUGAGUCAAGUGCAGAGGACACCACAGCCGACCUUGCAGAGUGUGAGAUCCCAGAAGACCCACUUGUAGCUGAAGAGUAUUAUGCUGAUACAUUUGAUUCCUGUUCUGAAGAGAGUGAAGAGGAAGAAGAAGAAAUAGUGUUCUCAGGGCCAGAGGAGGAGGUCAAGGACAAGGAGCCCCAGCCUGCUUACAGAACAAACCAGCAGGACAGUGAUAUUGAAGCACUGGUCAAGUGUUUGGAAAAUGUCCUGGGUUGCACCUCUUUAGAUCAGCGAUGCAGAAACUGGGAGCAGAAGUAUUUGAAGAGGUCUAUAAUUACCUCAAGAGAGCAAGGCAGCAGCAUGCCAGUGAAGCGGAGAUCCAGAAGUCUCUAGAAAAAGUGGUGCCUCGGGCCAGUGACUGUUUUGAGGUUGACCAGCUCCUCUACUUUGAGGAGCAGUUGCC